GUAAGGACCAGUCCGUUGAACGCUCUGCAAAGCGCAAGUUGCCGUUCCUGCUGCUCGCUUGGAUUUUUCUGCCAACCACCUGUAGGAAAAAACCUGAAUGCCAUUCAAUUUUGGUUGGAAUUACUUUUUCAUUUAGGAUUAUUCAUAUUAGAAAAAUACAAGCCCAGAUGACUCCCUGAGAGCUGCAGAACACCAUCUGCAUGGAAUUCCGGACUGCACCCCGCACCCUUCUACUCUGCCUCGUCCUCCUCGCAUCUUUCUUCUCCUACGCUAAAGGUGCUCCCACAUUGGAAGCCACCCCCCUCGAGCCUCUGCUGGCGGUGGCCGGGGACUCCGUACUGAUAGACUGCGUAGUGAAGAAUUUGCAAAAUUACACGAUAAUAUGGAGGAGAGUUGUUCCGGGAUCCAACAAGACAGAAAUUUUGAGCGCCGGUGAGGUUCGGAUCAUUCCUGACUCAAGGUUCUCCCUGCUGCAUCAGAAAGAUCACGAGACAUGGGUGCUCCAAAUCCAGAAAGCUCAGGUGAACGAUUCCGGACGCUACAUCUGCGAAGUGAACACCAGUCCGAGGAUGCAGAUUUACAGACUGCUCUCAGUGGUGGAACGAAUUCCUACGAACAGCAAAGCUUUUCCAGUGGACCACAACUACACAGGUUGCUGCGUAAACCACGGCGUCCCUGCUUCCUGUCAAGAAUUCUGCAGUCUUCAGUCUGUGAUAAUGGGGGGACACCCCAACCCUUGGCAAUGUAUGGACCACUUGCCUGUGAUAACCAAGUGUCUGACAGACGGGCGCAACCACAUGCCGUGCUGCGUGAAACAGAACAUUCCCGAAGUGUGUCGCUCCGUGUGCACAGGAGAUUACGGCUUGACGACGGUGUUGCAGCACUAUUCUUGCAUGGACCAUACCCUUCCGACGCUCACUUGCAUCGCUGAAGGAAUAGAAUUACUACCUGGCCCUCCCCAGGAGGUUUCCGUGGAAGUUCUGUCUGAUACAGAACUCAAGGUCAAAUGGAUUCCGCCGCACCAAGAAGUUGCAGUGGAGAAAUACCACAUCAAUGUGACGUUGGUGAAGGAACUAAGCGAUCUGCAGAAACUUGAAUCAGGAAUGAAUGAUCAAAAAAAGAUGACGAAACUAGACCCAAAGAAGACAGGCUCUGUGAAAUCCUUCAUGAUGGUUAUGGUGGACGGCAACAAGACGAGUUAUGUAGUAAGCGGUCUGCAACCGGUGACCAUGUACGAAGUGCAAGUCACGUCGGAGAACUCUCACGGCAGCAGCUUGCCCACGUCUUCCGUGCGCGUGCUGACGCUGUCUGCGCCCAAAGGAAACAUGGUGGCUAAUGCGUCGGAAGCCUACUUUGCCCACCUGCCCAACAUCACUAAGUGCUGCCAGAAGAAAGGUGUUCCCGAAGGAAAGUGCUUGAAGAGCUUGUGCGAUCCCUCAGAUGACGAAGACACGAAAUUAUCCGACGUGCUGAUGUGUGCUCCGUUCGUCAAUAUCACCUUCGAGUGUAUGGCCGGUGGUGCUGACCACAGUCAGUGCUGUCAGCAGAGGGGUUUGCCGGAUAUCUGCUUGGACUUCUGCCGGGGUAACGUCACCCAGCUGGACUAUCGUCACUUCAUCUGUUUAGAUCACAUCGACAUUUAUGGCAACUGCCUGUUGGAGUACUACAAAGUGCUACCCGGGGCGCCGGAGCAAUUUUUGGUGUCGAUGGUUCACUCCAGGUGGGCAGUGCUCAAGUGGAGUCCGCCCAGCAUGCUUCCAGAGAGUGUGCUGAGUUACGUCCUCUACUGGAAAGAAGUGGCAAUGGAUGAAAUCAUUGAGUACAAUGUUGUCAAUGAUGUGAAAUCACCUCAUUUGCUGGAUAAUUUACAACCGCAGACAAGGUACGAGGUGUAUGUGGCUGCAAGAAACGCGUUUGGUUUGAGUAGAGGAUCUGUGCGAGCCGUCUUCACGACGACCCCCGAGAUGAACCGUACCGAAAAGGCGGAGGAGAAGUAUUCCGCAUACAACGAGACCGCAUGUUGCGUCGCCGCCGGACUCAAGACGUCCUGCCUUGACCUCUGCACCUACAACAUGAAGAUGUCCGACUUGCAGUUAUUGGCCAUCCCCUGCGCCAAUCAGCUGGAGAUCCUGGUACGAUGUGGAGCCGGUGGUAGGGACCAUAGCUCUUGUUGCCAGCGUAGAGGCAUCCGCUGGGAAUGCCUGCCCAUCUGCUCUGCUGUUCUGGACAUGAGUCCGCAGGCCGUAGUCAGCACGUGCAUUGGCGAUGCCGGGAAGAUAAUACAGUGUAUGGCCGAAGGAAUUGCACAGCUUCCUGAAGCACCGGAAGAUCUUCACACGAUCAGCGUGCUGCCGACGAGGAUUCACGUCAAGUGGAAUUACCGCAACACGACGGAUGAACCGGUCUGGUUUGAAGUUCGAUACACGGAGACACAAGAGAAAAUACCGCCCCAUCCUUUGGAUUAUGGAUACGUUGAAAACACGACGGAGAACAAUUUUGCUCUGAAAGAGCUCAAGAGCGACGCUUACUACAGCAUCUACGUGGUGAGCGUGAACGAGUUCGGCUCCUCUCUGCCGUCGCUCGUUCUCCUCGUUCACACGCCGGAGAGAGACGAGAUUUACAACGAAACGAUUGAAGCAUCACUGGGGCCACCUCAUUCGCUGGAAGUCACCCAUCAAACAAUGGACAGUGUCUCCGUCAGCUGGCGAUCUCCCUUCCACGUGCCAGCCAACUCCUCCCUCGCCUACCUGGUUUUCUACAAACCCGUCAAUAACAGCGGAGACAUCGAAGAUUCCCCCCUCAAGGUGGCCACUGUCCUUAACCAUUUAACCCUCAUUAAUCUGACAGUGAACACCCAAUAUGCCGUCGCUGUGCAGGCAAGAACUGGCCACCAGGAAAGUCCUUUGUCCGAGAUAGUACUGGCAUGGACCGAUCCGGCUAUUCCAGCUUUCGUCAAUCCCCCCGUUGUUGUUCCCCCUGAGCCCAUAGUGGAAGGUGCGAACGUGACUCUUCUCUGUGUUGCAACAGGCAUGCCCGUGCCCGUCGUGUCUCUGUUCCUCAAUGGGCAGCUCAUGGUGCAGCAGCAACAGAGUCACGUGGCGCUCGUAGUGCCUAACAUUCAGCACAAUGUGACUAAGGUGGAUUGCUUUGCAGACAACGGGCUAGGGCAAGGGGCGCAGAGUUCCACCUCUCUGGAAGUGAGUUUCAUGCCUCAUGUGGAGAUGAUGGACAAGCGCAUCCCAGCCGAAGAAGGUAGCAUGAUCACUAUCCGCUGUCUGGUCACCGGUCAUCCAGAACCAAGGGUACUGUGGUACAGGGACCGAAAGCUGAGAGAUCCUCUGAAGAAAGGUCAAGACUACGAUUUCAGUAUCAAACCGAGCAAAGAAAAUUUGUACUCGUACACGGCAAGCCUGACUAUCCAGCAUGUUUCCACCUCCCAUGAAGGCCAGUACUUCUGCUAUGCUGAAAACCAGCUCGGAAAAGACACUGUCUUUGUGAAUCUUGAUGUCUUGCCUAAAUUAUACAGCAAUGCUUCUGCGUGUUGCCUGGAGAAGAAAGUGAGUGAAGAAUGCCGAGACGCCUGCAGCGUAGACAUCGACAUUCAGCAAGCACUUUCCGACCCCAAGUGCUUCAAAGAUCUCGAUAAACUUAUGUACUGCGCCGCAGACGGGAGCGACCACCGGAAGUGCUGCCGCGACAAUGGCAUUCAGCGCAGCUGCCUUCGCUGGUGUCAGGGGCGACCCAUCAUUAACACGCAGCUGUGCAUCCUACACGCCUCGAAGAUCGUCAGCUGCUUCGAGGAAGGAAAAGCCGUCCUUCCCGGGCCCCCUACAAACAUACAGUAUCGCAGAGUGGGAAACGACCUGGAGAUCUCGUGGGAUACGCCGCAGAAGAACCCCAAAGUCGUCCAGUGGUAUAAAAUAUUCUGGAGACCUGUUGGAUCUCGAGUUAUGUACAGGAACCACACGAAGCAGCGCUCUAUCUCUCUGCACGACCUGGAGUCUGGAACCACCUACGAGGUCGUCGUGAAAGCCGGAAACCACUACGGAAUAAGUCUGCAUUCGGAACCACUGCUCUUCACAGUUGCAGACUCCAUCAAUCCCGUGGCUAAGACGACAGCAGCUGUGAUCGGGACGGUCAUUUUCCUCAUCCUGAUUGGCGGCUUGGGAAUCUUCUUUUACCAGCGAUCACGUCUCAUGAAGCCACCGCCCGGAAUUUCACCCGGAGUAUCCUUUGAGAAUCCCACUUACAUGAAAGAUAACCUACCACAGACCCAUAACAGUCCCACAGGGGCAAUAGCUGACCAUCAGAAUGGCGACACCAAGAGAGACAAUUCAUCAAAAGCAGAUUCUUCCACCUCUUAAGUGAGAUAAAGCCUGAAAGCUGAGGAGACGUAAAGAGGAAAGGCAGAACAGCAAACAACCUUCUAGAGGUCAAAACAGUGCCUGCAACAAGCAUGUAAAUUGUAAACUAAAAAUGUAUAUAAAAAUGUGAAUGUAGCAAAGCUAUGGCCAUUCAACAAGAACAGACAAUUUUUAUUAAGAUGACUGAAACCAUCUUAAUAAACAUAAAAUUCUGUUUAGAAAGAACUGAAGUGAAAAUUGUGAUGUAAUUAUGAAGAAUAUUUAAACACAAAAAAACUAAUUCAAUCUAAUUUUAAAAACUAAAUAUUUUCUGCGUUUAUUAUUUUGUAUCAAGAAUAGAUUUAUCAAAAAUACGUGAAAACAAAUUUUAAUCCAUUUCUAGUGAAAUAAAUAAAACAAUAACAGAAAGUUUAUUUUUUUUAGUUGAAAAUGACAAAUGUUGGCUUUAAAACACAUCCUAGAUUUAAUUUUACACAUGUACUUCAAAAUGUUUAUUAUAUAUGCCAAAUUAAGAUUUUUCUUUAAAAAAAAGCACGAAAUUCUCUAACAAU
Messenger RNA from Argiope bruennichi, 4915 nucleotides. RefSeq names its product Ig-like and fibronectin type-III domain-containing protein 1. Lineage: Eukaryota; Metazoa; Arthropoda; Arachnida; Araneae; Araneidae. Gene Ontology annotation, molecular function: protein binding. The record is from RefSeq and is a predicted model, not a curated record. The transcript is spliced from 26 exons. Gene Ontology annotation, biological process: cell-cell adhesion. Bases 201 to 4364 code for a protein of 1387 amino acids.